Molecule: messenger RNA, 429 nt
Organism: Fusarium sp. VM40
Lineage: Eukaryota; Fungi; Ascomycota; Sordariomycetes; Hypocreales; Nectriaceae
Source: the annotation of a GenBank genome assembly
AUGUUUCCGACUCUACUCAGGCGUAUGGCGUCUCCUGCCAAGGAGAACCUCCUGAAGAAGGCUCCUUUGUCUGUGGCAAAUAACCCAUAUCAGGCUCGCAAAGUGUGGCCUCCCAACUUCAAGCAACUCACUGUCCAGCAACAACUUCGCUUUGAGAAGAAGUAUAAGCGUCGCAUUAUCCUGGCAAGUCGGGCACCACGAUGGAUCAAGUUUGUCAAGAGCGCUCAGCUUGUGACGAUUGUCGCUGCCCUAGUCUGGAUCUUCUUCUACUCCGAGUUCGAGUGGUGGGGCCAGAAGUAUAAGCCUUCUGAAGAGAUUCGACGAAAGACGCAAUAUCUCUUUGGCACUGUUGACCCUGAGAAGCGAUACGAACGACGAGCGGAUGCGCCGCCUUUUGCACCUCCCAAGGAUGAGCCAGAGUCAAAAUAG